Messenger RNA from Penicillium lagena, 753 nucleotides. Its product is annotated as dienelactone hydrolase family protein. The transcript has 4 exons. Gene Ontology annotation, molecular function: hydrolase activity. NCBI's taxonomy places the organism in Eukaryota, Fungi, Ascomycota, Eurotiomycetes, Eurotiales, Aspergillaceae. The record is from RefSeq and is a predicted model, not a curated record. The coding region runs from base 1 to 753 and encodes 250 amino acids.
AUGUCCGGUGUUAGCAAAGCUUGCUGCUCGAUCCCGCCCGUCAUCUCCAAGGGCUACCAGGCCAAGGGGGAGUACAAGCAAAUCAAUGGCCUUAAGACCUAUGUGACCGGCCCCGAGUCGGCCACCAAGGCCAUCCUGGUCGUGUACGACAUCUUUGGUUUCUUUGACCAGACCAUCCAAGGUGCCGACAUCCUGGCCACCUCCAAUGAGCAGAAGUACCGUGUGUUCAUGCCCGAUUUCUUCGAGGGCAGCCCGGCCGACAUUUCGUGGUAUCCGCCCACCACCGACGAACACAAGGAGAAGCUGGGCAACUUCUUCCAGACCAAGGCCGCCCCGCCCAACACGCUCUCCAAGAUUCCGACGGUUGUGGCCGGGGCCAACAAGCUCGCCCCGGGUGGCAGCUUCCAGUGGUCCAUCCUCGGCUACUGCUGGGGCGGCAAGAUUGCGACGCUGGCCGCCGGCGCUGACAACACCACCUUCAAGGCCGCCGUCCAGUGCCACCCGGCCAUGGUCGAUGCCAACGAUGCGAAGAACGUGAAUGUGCCCAUGGCCAUGCUGGCCUCCAAGGACGAGCCGGCCCAGGAUGUCGACGCAUUCAAGGCCGCCCUAAAGGUUCCCAAUCACGUCGAAACCUUCUCAACCCAGAUCCACGGCUGGAUGGCCGCCCGAUCGGAUCUGGAGGACCCCGAGGUGCGUAAGGAAUACGAGCGUGGAUACAAGACUGCUUUGGAGUUCCUCCACCAGCACGCGUGA